Molecule: messenger RNA, 5071 nt
Organism: Brassica napus (rape)
Lineage: Eukaryota; Viridiplantae; Streptophyta; Magnoliopsida; Brassicales; Brassicaceae
Exons: 2
Coding region: 1-4956 (1651 amino acids)
Source: RefSeq, a predicted model, not a curated record
AUGAGUUCCCCGGAGGUUCAAGAGGAUCCUCCGCCUGUUCUGCUGAGAUCCUAUGCUGAGGCGACGCAAAGGAAACAGAUUCUACAGAAGUAUGAGUUCGAUAUUGCGAUUUCAGAUGGGAAAAAGUCGGUGGAGGUGCCAAUGGAGAUCGUAGAGAAAUCAAAUCCGUUGUGGGAAGAUUUUGUCAUUGUAUCGUUCUUAGAAGCUGCUCCACACAUUGCGAAGGUUCACGUGAUCCUGAACAAGAUCUGGGCAUUUGGGGAUAAAAAUCAGAAGUUGGAUGUGUAUGAGAUGGAUGAUACUAUGAUGAGAGUUCGUAUCACUAAUCCUCGGGUGAGAGAUAAGGUGAUAAGAAGGGGUAUGUGGAACAUUGCAGGUGUGCCUAUGAUAGUUUCUAAAUGGUCUCCUGUUGAAGAUCUAUCAAAGGCUAAGAUGAUUCCUCUUUGGGUUCACUUGACGAACGUUCCUAUGAGUAUGUACUCUUGGGAAGGUCUGAGCUUCAUCACUAGUGCAGCAGGAGUGCCAGAUCAUCUGCAUCCGGAGACUCUGGCUUGCAAAGAUUUUGAAGUUGCAAAAGUUUUUGUGAAAGCUGAUCUGUCUAAGGAGUUGCCUACGAAGAUUAAUUACAUGAUUCAGGGGAAGGAAACAGUUGUUGAUUUUACCUACCCAUGGCUUCCACCGAAGUGUAAAACAUGUGGAAAGUGGGGUCACUAUGAAACGUUUUGCAAGGUAGAGAUGAGGGAAUCAAAAGAAGAUAAGGAAGAAGGAGUAGAGAGUGAUGGGAUGAAGUCUGGAAACGAAGAGGGAAGUGAAGAGAUAAGAAGGUUGAACUCUGGGAGGAAUAUUGAGGAAGUUUCACCAGUAAGGGAAAAUGAAGGGAUAAGAAGGUUGGAUUCUGAGAGGAAUGUGGAUGAAGUUUCACCAGUAAGAGGAAAUGAAGAGAAACAAAUUGUGGAUGUGGGGAGUGCAAAUCAGAGGGAAGAAGGAGAAAUAAAUGAAUGGCAAACAGGGUCGCAGGCAAGAGUAACUACAACUCCACCGCAAAAAACAAUUGUUACUCCUUCACGUUUUGCUGUUCUGAGUUUAGAGAAAGAUGGGGGAAAUGGAAAUGAGAAUUUGGGGAGCAUGGUGGCUGAAGAUCCGAGAGAAUUUACCUUGAAUAAAGUAAUAGAGGAAGCUAUAAAGAAGGCUGAAGAGAAUAAAGGAGGUGCAAGGCAAGUGUUGCCCCGAGCAUCAAAGACGAAUCAUAAAGUGUUACUGACAGAGAAUUCAGUCCAAGCCGAAGACAAAAGUCUAGGGGCUUUGAGAAGGGGUUCUCGUAAAAACCAUUGUUUCAAUAAAGGAACGAAGCAAGCAGUGGUGAGGAAAUGGUGUCGGGAUCAAUUAAUGAAUUUUGGAUGUCUGAUUGAAACAAGGGUUAAAGAGAAGAAGACUGGGAGGAUUGUAGAAGAGGUGUUUGAAGGGUGGAAUCUGAUGGCAAAUUAUGAGUUUAAUCGGUUGGGAAGGUUGUGGGUUGUUUGGAGAUCGACUGUCCGUCUGACUCCAGUUUUUAAGAGUGCACAAAUUAUUACGUGUUCUGUACUUUUACCGGGACGGGAUGAAGAGUUCUUUUGCUCGUUUAUCUAUGCGUACAAUACAGUGGAGGAAAGAAAGGAGCUUUGGGAAGAUUUGAGAAAUCACAAUGAUGCUCCGAUGUUUAAGAAUAAGAAAUGGAUGUUGAUGGGAGAUUUUAAUGAGAUAUUGGAGAGUGAAGAACAUUCUGGAUUUGAAGCUUCUCCUAGACCAUUACCUGGUAUGAGGGAUUUCCAAGAAGUUUCGAGAUACUGCAGAUUAUCUGACAUGGGAUAUCAGGGUCCUCUCCUUACUUGGUGUAACAAAAGAGAAGAUGGAUUAAUCUGCAAAAAGCUAGACAGAGUGUUAGUGAAUGAUGUAUGGUUACAUAAUGACCCAGCGUAUUGCGUUUUUGAAGCGGGUGGAUGUUCGGAUCAUAUGAGAUGUAGAAUUGAGAUGGAGGUGGAGGUGAAGAAAAGGAGAAAACCAUUCAAGUUCACAAAUGUGAUUGGUAAAAUGCCGGAGUUCUUGCCAUUAAUGGAGGAUCAAUGGAAAAACUAUGAAGCUUUAUAUCAGUCUACCUCAGCAAUGUUCCGUCUCACAAAGCGUCUAAAGGCUCUGAAACAACCGUUAAGAGCUCUUAGCAAGGAGAAAUUGGGAGAAUUAUCAAAGAGAACCAGAGAAGCAUAUCAACUCCUAUGUGUUAAGCAGCAGGAAACAAUGGAAAAUCCUACGAGUGAAGCAAUCAGAGAAGAAUCAGAGGUGUACAUGAAAUGGCAGAGACUGGCUGAGAUAGAGGAAGAAUGUUUGAAGCAAAAAUCGAAGGUUCACUGGUUGGACGUGGGGGAUGGGAACAAUAAAUUCUUUCAUAGCUUUGCGAAAAUAAGGGAAGUUCAUAAUGCCAUUAAUGAAAUCCAAAGGGGAGAUGGGACUCUUGCUAAGACAGAAGACGAGAUCAAAGAGGAGGCAGAGGGUUUUUUCGCAGAGUUUAUGCAAAGAGUUCCACAAGACUUUGAGGGGGCUACUGUGGACAGUCUUAAAGAGUUGUUGAGGUUUCAGUGUAGUGAGGUUGAUUGCACAAAGCUUGAGAGGGAAAUCACAAAUGAAGAGAUAAAGGAGGUAGUCUUUCGGAUGCCCUCAAGUAAAUCUCCAGGACCAGAUGGGUUCACUUCGGAAUUCUUUAAGGAAGCUUGGCCAGUGAUUGGAGCAGAUGUAGUAAAUGCGGUUCAAUCUUUCUUCACAAAAGGAUUUCUACCAAAAGGACUAAACUCAACCAUUUUAGCGCUGAUUCCAAAGAAGGAGGAAGCAAGAAUGAUGAAGGAUUACAGACCAAUCUCGUUAUGCAAUGUGCUCUAUAAGGUAAUCUCAAAAAUCAUUGCAAAUCGUUUGAAGGGUAUUAUGCCGAAAUGUAUUACUCUUAAUCAGUCUGCAUUUGUUAAAGGAAGAUUAUUGAUGGAGAAUGUUCUCCUAGCAUCAGAGUUAGUGAAAGAUUACCAUAGAGAAGAUAUUUCGCUUCGUUGUGCUAUGCAGAUAGAUAUAGCAAAAGCAUUUGAUUCGGUCCAAUGGCCUUUUCUAUUGAAUACAUUGCAAGCUAUGGGAUUUCCGGGGAAGUUUAUUCAGUGGAUUUCUCUGUGUAUCACAUCGCCGUCCUUCUCUGUGCAAGUUAAUGGCGAGUUGGCUGGCUAUUUUCAGAGCAAACGAGGUCUUAGGCAAGGUUGUUCUCUAUCUCCAUGCCUCUUCGUUAUAUGUAUGAGUGUGUUGUCAAGAAUGAUUGAUGAAGCUGCGGGUAGAGGAGAGAUUGGUUAUCACCCGAAAUGCAAAAACAUAGACAUUACACAUCUAUGUUUUGCAGAUGAUUUAAUGGUGUUUACUGAUGGCACAAGGAAAUCAAUAGAAGGGAUAUUGACGGUCUUUGACAGAUUUGACAGAAUGAGUGGGUUGCAGAUAAGUAUGGAGAAAUCGAUUUUAUUCAUGGCGGGUGGUACUGAUCAGAAGAGAGAGGAAGUUCAGAAUCAGUUUCAAUUUGCAUCAGGGACGCUUCCGGUACGUUAUUUGGGGCUCCCUUUAUUAACUAAACGCAUGACUGUCAAUGAUUAUUUGCCAUUGAUAGAGAAGAUUAGGAAAAGAAUAAGCUCAUGGACAGGGCGUUUUCUUUCUUAUGCGGGAAGAUCACAGUUGAUACAAUCAGUUAUAAUGAGCCUAACCAAUUUUUGGAUGGCUGCAUUUCGACUCCCUAGUAGUUGUAUUAAGGAGAUUGAGAGAAUCUGCUCUGCGUACCUCUGGUCUGGUCCGGAACUUAAUGGUAGGAAGAAUAAGAUUGCUUGGAAGGAUAUCUGUAAGACGAAGCAAGAAGGUGGACUGGGGAUUAGGCCAUUAAAGGAAGUGAAUUUGGUGUGUUGUAUCAAACUGAUUUGGAGGAUAUUAUCAUCUCAUUCUCUUUGGGUAAAUUGGGUUCAAAACUAUCUUAUCAGGAAGGGGUCUAUCUGGAUGGUGAAGGAUAAUAAUCAGUCUGGGACUUGGAUGUGGCGGAAGAUAUUGAAAUGUCGGGACAUGGCGAAAAUGCUCUAUAAGGUGGAGGUAAAAGAUGGCAAUAAAGCUUCUUUCUGGUUUGAAAAGUGGUCUUCUUUGGGUUGUCUGCAAGAUGUUUUAAGUGGAAGAGGUCACAUUGAUUUGGGAAUACUCGCUAAUGAAAAGGUUGCGGCUUGUAGGAACCAUAGAAGAAGACAACAUCGCAUCCCACUCUUGAAUAGAGUAGAGAUGGAGAUCGAGCUUUAUAAAGCAAAUUGGGUUCAAGAAGAAGAUGUCUCAUUGUGGAAAACAGAAAAGGGCAAAUACAAAAGGGUUUUCUCUACAAGAGAAACUUGGAAUAUAAUCCGAGAGAAGCAUCUCUUAUGUGGCUGGCACAAAGCUGUGUGGUUUAAACAUGCAACUCUUCGGUACUCUUUUAUUCUUUGGACUGCGAUACAUGGCAGACUCUCUACUGGUGAUCGCCUGCGAAGCUGGAAUUUAAAUGUGGAUGUAUCUUGUGGGUUCUGUAGUGAGCCAAUAGAGACGAGGAAGCAUCUGUUUUUUGAGUGUUUUUACUCUAGGGAGAUUUGGGAAACACUUGUAAGAGGGGUGAUGAGGAGUUUGUAUACGACGGAUUGGGAUAAUCUCAUUGGGCUGCUGUCAACUAAUUCCACAUGGGAGGAUCUCAGUCUGUUUAUAGUGAGGCAUGUGUUUCAAUCUGCAGUACAUGCUAUUUGGAUGGAGAGAAAUAGACGAAGACAUGGAGAGAAGCCUGCCCCUGCAGUGCUUAUUGUCAAGAAGAUUGAUAAAGAGAUGAGAAACAAGUUUACAGUGAUAAGAAGGAGGGGUGAUAAGAAGUAUGAAGGAGGAAUGGCACAGUGGUUUAGCACAAGAUAGAAGUUUUUUAUUCAUCUUUUCGUUUUAUAAAAUUUGGGGAGGGAUGGAAAGUUUAAAAUAGGUUGCACUUGUUGUAAUAAGGAAUUUUUCUUUUGAAUUAAAUUUAACAUUCAAU